GAAGAAUCGUAUCAAAGCAGAAAUCAUGAGUGUCAAGACUGUUUCUUUGAAGCCUUUUACGGAUCAGAAGCCAGGAACUUCUGGUCUCCGUAAGAAGGUGGUUGUUUUCCAACAAGAACACUACAGCGAGUCCUUCGUUACCUCCAUUCUCCUCUCCAUCCCCGAGGGUGUCAAGGACAGUUUCCUCGUUAUUGGUGGCGAUGGACGAUACUGGAACCCAGAGGUGGUGCAAUUGAUUGCAAAGAUCGGUGCCGCGUACGGUGUCAAGAAGUUGUUGAUUGGUCAAAAUGGUAUCUUGAGUACCCCCGCGGCGUCGCAUGUUAUCAGAAAGAGAAAGGCGACUGGUGGUAUCUUGUUGACUGCUAGUCACAAUGCUGGAGGCCCAAAGAAUGAUUUUGGUAUCAAAUACAACCUCGCCAAUGGUGGACCAGCUCCAGAAUCGGUUACAAACAAGAUUUUCGAAGCCUCAAAAACUCUCACCGAGUACAAGAUUGCCGAUAUCCCAGAAGUCGACAUUGCUACAAUUGGCACAAAAACAUAUGGUUCAUUGGAAGUUGAGAUUAUUGAUUCAUGUGCCGAUUAUGUUGAGAUGUUGAAGGAUAUCUUUGAUUUCCCUCUCAUCAAGAAAUUCUUCGAAACACACACCGACUUUAAGGUUCUGUUUGAUGCCCUCUCUGGUGUCACUGGUCCUUACGGAAAGGCUAUCUUUGAGACUGAAUUGGGUCUUCCAAGCUCUAGCACACAAAACUGUAUUCCUUCGCCAGAUUUCAAUGGAGGUCACCCAGAUCCUAACUUGACCUACGCUCACUCACUUGUUGAGGCUGUUGAUAAGGGACAGAUUCAUUUCGGUGCUGCAAGUGAUGGAGAUGGAGACCGUAACAUGAUUUACGGAGCUAAUGCGUUCGUCUCCCCUGGUGACAGUCUUGCAAUUAUUGCUCACUACGCCCAAUCUAUUCCAUACUUCAAGAAGCAAGGUGUCUACGGUCUUGCCCGCAGUAUGCCAACAUCUGGAGCUGUUGAUCUUGUUGCUAAAGCUCAAGGUCUCAACUGCUAUGAAGUUCCUACCGGAUGGAAAUUCUUCUGUGCUUUGUUCGAUGCUGAUAAGCUUUCCAUCUGUGGUGAGGAAUCUUUCGGUACUGGAUCAAACCAUAUCCGUGAAAAGGAUGGCCUCUGGGCUGUUGUUGCUUGGUUGAACAUUAUCGCCGCUAUUGGUGAAAAGGAUCCAAGUGUUACUCCAAGUAUUGCCAAGAUUCAACAUGAUUUCUGGACCAUCUAUGGACGUACUUUCUUCACUAGAUACGAUUAUGAAGAUGUUAGCAGUGAGGGUGCUGCAAAGGUUGUUAAGGAUUUGAAUGCCAAGAUUGAGGAUUCUUCAUUCAUUGGCAGCAAGAUUGGUGACCGUACAGUUUCUGAUGCAGGAGAUUUCUCCUACACUGAUCUUGAUGGCAGCGUUUCACCCAACCAAGGUCUUUACGUUAAAUUCUCUGAUGGAUCCCGAAUCGUCGUUCGUCUCAGUGGUACUGGUUCUUCGGGUGCUACUAUUAGAUUGUAUAUUGAGAAACAUACAGAUGAUAAGAGUACCUAUGGUCAAGAUGCUCAAGUAUUCCUGAAGGAUAAUGUAGAUUUCGCUGUGGAGUUGUUGAAGUUUAAGGAGUAUAUCGGUAGAACCGAACCAGAUGUUAAGACUUAGAUUAGUCUGAAGGCAAUGUGGGGUUGAAAAUAAAAGGGUCAGUUAUGAAAAAUAGUUUUAGCGUUGCA
Molecule: messenger RNA, 1758 nt
Organism: Botrytis cinerea B05.10
Lineage: Eukaryota; Fungi; Ascomycota; Leotiomycetes; Helotiales; Sclerotiniaceae
Exons: 4
Coding region: 26-1690 (554 amino acids)
Biological process (GO): carbohydrate metabolic process
Cellular component (GO): cytosol
Molecular function (GO): phosphoglucomutase activity
Source: RefSeq, a predicted model, not a curated record